AACAGGAGGCGGUAGAACUCAGACUGCAAACUGAAAUCAAGAAAUAUUACCAUACGUGUGCACUCCAUUACUUCCAUCUCAUACAUGCCCGUAUUCGCCUUACAACUCAAGGCUGAACUUGAAGGGGUUUCAAGAAUCGAAACAACAGGGCGCUACUGCGUGGACUUGAGCAAAGAUGGAGAAUGCAAACGAGGUGUAUUCAUCGACAUGUCCGAGUCUGUGGCAAUGGCAGACAGCCGCGGAACCUGUCACAUGCAAAUCAAGUUGCCUGGCAUGACAAAACCCGCCAACUUGACUAUCCUGGAAACAGCUCCGUACACAACAAGCGACAGCGGAGCUUUUCAAACAGUAGCGCGUAUAGAGGCCCGAGGCGUGGAUGUGGAGGCUUGGCGAGUUCGGGAUGACUUUGUGGUUGUAUCAGAGGGAGGGACUCGUUUUGAGGCGGCGAACCUGGUUGACGGAGACUACACAGAAUACGACGAGGAGCAUAACCAGGCGGUCUCAGUAUUGGAGGUGGCGACAAACGUAGUUGUUGGGAAAGGCCCAAAAAGGUGAAGCAGGCGUGGCGCGAUUAUAUACGCAGAAAGUCGUGUAUGUUCGCAACGAGAGAGCACUCCGUACCUAGUUUUUUGUCCAUUGCUUUUUCAUGAC
Molecule: messenger RNA, 651 nt
Organism: Nannochloropsis gaditana CCMP526
Exons: 1
Coding region: 85-555 (156 amino acids)
Molecular function (GO): zinc ion binding
Source: RefSeq, a predicted model, not a curated record